UCUCAAUCAAUAUUUAAUUCCCUUAUUUUUUGCGUGGCGGAGAAACAAAAUCUGUUUGCUUCAAAGCCACCACCUGCCGGUGACGCACCCGCUCGUGACGGUAGCGCUGCCCUUAACGUUUUCCGACACAAGACGACGAACGCCUCGUUCAAUUCUUCUUCAACCGACAUUUUUGUUUGAUCCGAAGAUUCGCUUCUCAGUUUUCGCGGGCGAUUCUCAAGGAACCCAAGGAGAUAGCGCUGGAUCGAGAAUCUCGAUUCGCUAUUUGCGAUUUCACGCUUUGAUUUUUGCGCUAUUCAGCAUACGCGUUUUUUCAGUUCCGAUUCACGCGCUUUCCGACAAGUUUACUGUCGCAUAGGCUGAUACGCUGCUGGAAUUUCCGAUUUCAUUGCAAUCAUGACUCAGGCGGUGGAGGUGCUGAAUCGGUAUGGGACGGAUCUGGUGGGGGAGCCGAGAGGUUCUGAUUCUGAGUGUUUGGCGGGUUUUGAGUGUUUUCUGAACAUUGUGAGGGCAUUGGGAAUGGGAUCGUGCAUCUCGGAGGUUGGAGCUGGUGGAAGUUCCCCUCCUCUUCUUCCUUUUUCGCCUGAAUCGAACAUGGAUGGUGGGAAGAGGAGAAGGUUAAGGGGUUCCUCUUCCUUUGAUUUCAAAGUGCCUGGGAGGAUGUUCUUGAAUGGGUCAAGCGAGGUUGCAUCCAUGUAUUGCAAGCAAGGAAGAAAAGGGAUCAACCAAGAUGCUAUGCUUGUUUGGGAGAACUUUUGUUCAAAGGAAGACACCAUUUUUUGUGGUGUUUUUGAUGGACAUGGACCUUAUGGCCACAGGGUUGCAAAGAAAGUUAGGGAUUCUUUUCCUUUAAAGCUUAAUGCCCAAUGGGAUUUGCAUCAUAAGAAUAGAGAUGGACUCAGUGAUCAUAGCAGCGCCACAGGAAGUUAUAAAUCUGAAGGGAAUGGAUUUAGACUGGUGGAUGAGAAAACUAGUCCCACUGAUCAUGAACUUGAUGAAACAGAUACGAUUUUGACAUUACGAGAAUCAUUUUUGAAGGCUUGUAAGAUUAUGGAUAAAGAACUGAAACAUCAUCCUGAUAUUGACUGCUUUUGUAGUGGGACUACAGCAGUUACUUUGGUCAAGCAGGGGCUGGACCUUGUUAUUGGAAAUGUUGGUGACUCGAGAGCUGUAUUGGGUACCCGAGAUCAUGAGGAUUCCCUUAUUGCUGUUCAGUUGACCGUUGACCUUAAGCCAAAUCUUCCAAGGGAAGAAGAGAGGAUCAAGCUUCGUAGAGGAAGGGUUUUUUCCCUUCAGAAUGAACCUGAUGUGGCUCGAGUUUGGCUGCCUAACUCUGAUUUCCCUGGUCUUGCUAUGGCUCGGGCAUUUGGAGAUUUUUGCCUUAAGGACUUUGGAUUGAUUGCUGUUCCAGAUAUCUCAUAUCACCGCCUUACCGAGAAGGAUGAAUUUGUUGUGUUAGCAACAGAUGGGAUUUGGGAUGUUCUGUCAAAUGAAGAAGUUGUGGACAUUGUGGCAUCUGCUUCACAGUCUACUGCUGCUAGAGCACUGGUUGAGUCAGCUGUUCGGGCAUGGAAGACAAAAUUUCCUUUUUGUAAGGUUGAUGAUUGUGCCGCAGUUUGCCUCUUCUUUGAUUCUGAUUUAGAUUUCAAGUCAACAGAUACAAAAGACAAGUUAAUACCGGAGGCAUCUAUUGACCAAUCUGAGCAGUUAGCUUUACUUGGUGAAAAGGGAGUUGGAAAUGAAGCUGAAAAAAAGCAGCAAUAGCGCAAGUUUUGUACCAUGUCUCUCCCAAGCCUUGUUGGUUUUAUCGAAAAGGUUGGGUAAAUUGUGCCGCAACAGUCAAAAGAGAAAGGAUCAUUAUUUUGAUGAUUUUUCGGUAGUUUUCUGCCAA
Glycine soja is the source of this 1891-nucleotide messenger RNA. Its product is annotated as probable protein phosphatase 2C 33. Gene Ontology annotation, biological process: protein dephosphorylation. The coding region runs from base 397 to 1764 and encodes 455 amino acids. Gene Ontology annotation, molecular function: protein serine/threonine phosphatase activity. The record is from RefSeq and is a predicted model, not a curated record. The transcript has 6 exons. Lineage: Eukaryota; Viridiplantae; Streptophyta; Magnoliopsida; Fabales; Fabaceae.